UGUCGUGAUGAAUCGCAUAGGUGGCCGCUUGUCGAGGCUGCCUUGCACAAGCCUAAGGGCUACAAGACGACUCUCUACUACGCCGACGCUUCGACUACCCAACAAUGGCCUCAAGACGCAAAAGGUCACGGAUGGAGAAGUCGCUCGACUGGCGGGCAGGCCCUUGCAUCCCUUGACUCUGGCAGAUCUAGCCAAAGUCGACAUGAUCUAACAAGCCGUAGGUUCGGACGACCACCUCUCACGGCCAACCAACUGCUCGACUCGGCCAACUUCACCCUCUCCAUUCUACCCUCGCGCCUCGCCCACCGCAUCCAGUCUCUCCGCAACUUGCCCUUCAUCGUCGUCUCGAACCCGAAUGUCUCCAAGAUCCACAACAACUAUGUCCACUCCUUGUCAACCCUGUUGCCUUAUGCCUCGAGGGAGAUCAAGACGCUGGAAGACGAGAUUCAAUUCACAAGCGUCAUGGCCGAUCUGGUCCAGACCCACUCCAAUACCAUCUCGAUUCUCGCCCGGGGCUUUCUUGAAGCGAGAAAGUAUAUCAGCCCGAACGAGGUCACAAAGUUCCUUGACGAACAUUUGCGAGCCAGGAUAGGCACAAGACUCAUCGCCGAGCAACACAUCGCUCUGCACUUCUCCUCGAAACCCCAUCUCGAACUCUCUGAGCAAAAGACCCACAUUGACUCAUCAUACAUUGGAGUUAUCGAUACAAAACUGAGGCCCGUCGACAUCAUCAGACAUUGCGAGGGUCUUGUCGGUGACAUUUGCGAGUACAAGUAUGGUGUUCGCCCGAGCGUCGUCAUCCGUGGCGAGCCAGAAACCACUCUGGCACAUAUUCCCAUGCAUCUCGAGUACAUCAUCACCGAGCUCUUGAAGAACGCUUUCCGAGCAACCAUUGAAAAAGAGAACGAGCGACACCCAAUCGAAGUCACAAUCGCUCCCGCACCAGAGGAGAUCAAGGGCAAACCCAACGGCAUCACCAACUACGACCAAGGCAGUGUCGACGCUGCAUCAGGCGCACAGCGACCUGCAAAUGCCGCAUCAGCAAACAUCCGUCCACUAGACAAAUCCACUCCAGGCGUCACGAUCCGCAUCCGAGACCGAGGAGGCGGUAUCCCUCCUGCUGCUUAUGCAAAACUGUGGGAGUUUGGCUUUACCACUUUCAACGAGCAAGAAAUCGUUGACAUCACGAGUGGAGGCACCAACGACGGCGAUGGCUUGAACGCUCUCUCAAAUGCUGGAGGUAAUGAAAACAGCCUGGCAGGCUUGGGCUAUGGUUUGAAGCUGGGUAGAGCAUACGCCGAGUACUUUGGUGGUGGUAUCAGAGUACAGAGCUUACUCGGCUGGGGUACAGAUGUCUAUCUCAGCUUGCGCGGCGUGGGAAACAUUGAC
Aureobasidium vineae is the source of this 1389-nucleotide messenger RNA. NCBI's taxonomy places the organism in Eukaryota, Fungi, Ascomycota, Dothideomycetes, Dothideales, Saccotheciaceae. The record is from the annotation of a GenBank genome assembly.